CACGUUUCCUAACCUAUAAAAACACGUUUGAAACGUUUUCUCUGAAUGUUUAUUAUUUAUCAAACCUAGUGUUAAUUAUCAAUUGAAAAAUGUGUGAUUUGUUAAAAACAAUAGACGACGAUGAAGAAGUGGAGAAUUUUUCGGAAGAUUCGGAUAUUGAAAUCGACUUCCAACCGAAAACCGUGAAGAAGCAACGGCAAGAAAAACUGCAACGUCAAGAAUUCGAUACGAAUUUUUCAUUUGAUGUCGCCACCGUUCAAAAUUCGGAAAGUCAAAACGAUAAUUUUUUGUCCAAACUGACAAAACGAAACAUAAAUCAGACGAAAAUUCAAAAGAAAAUUGACGAAUUUUUGCAUAACAAAAAGAAGAAUAAGAUCAAUAAUAACAAUGAAGGGAAAGAAAAGGACGGGAACGAUGGAGAGGAUGAUGAAAACGAGAAGGAGGAGGAGGUGGAGGAGGAAGAUGAGGAUGAUGAAGAUUAUCUAUCAGAAGAUGAUUAUCAGCCUGACAAAUUGAAAACUAAAACGAAGAAUGUAAAGUCAAAGAAACACGAUAACACAACAAUCACUCAUUUAAAAAAGGAGGAGGACGGUAACGAGGACGAAAUUACUAGUUUCAAUCAGCUGAAUUUAUCGCGGCCUUUAAUAAAAAAAUUGACCGAAAUGAACAUAAUUCACCCGACACAUAUCCAACAGUUGACGAUUCCAGAAAUAUUGGCGGGAAACGAUGUGAUAGCCUCAGCUUCUACCGGAACGGGAAAAACGCUAUCGUUUCUGCUUCCGGUUUGCGAACGUCUCUUUUAUAAAACGGAUGACGGCGCCAAAACGAGAGUCCUAAUUCUGGUACCCACCCGUGAGUUGGGCGUGCAAAUUUACGAGACCGGAACGAAAAUCACCGAGGGACGAAUCAGUUUCGGUUUGAGCGUCGGCGGAUUGGAGGUGAAGAUCCAAGAAAGCGUUCUGAGAAAGAGUCCGGAUGUGGUCGUCGCGACGCCUGGAAGAUUGAUCGAUCAUUUGCACAACGCACCCAAUUUCUCGCUCAAACACGUCGAAAUACUGAUUUUGGACGAAGCCGAUCGGCUGUUGGAUCAGAAUUUUUCGCAGCAGUUCGACGAGAUUCUGCGACAUUGCGCGCCAAGUCGGCAAACGCUGCUUUUCACCGCCACCUUGACCGACAACGUGCAGUCGAUAGUCGAGAAAAUGCGUCGUCCGAAAACGAUCGACACCGUUUCGGUGUUGAACAAUUUGCGACACGAGUUCGUGCGCAUCAGAGACGAGAACGAUCGAAUGAGUGUUUUGUUUGCGUUGGUUUUGCGAACGUUCACGGAAAAAUGUAUCGUGUUUACGAACACGAAAAACGAGGCGCACGAACUUUAUCUGAGUCUGAAAGUGCUGGGCCUGAAGGUGGGCGAGUUGCACGGAAACAUGACGCAGUUGCAGCGUCUGAACUCUUUGCACUCCUUCAAGACUAACGUUUGUAACUUUUUAGUGUGCACCGACGUCGGCAGUCGCGGUUUGGAUAUCGCCAACGUGCAAACCGUCAUCAACCUGACCAUGCCCAACAAUCUGGAGAGUUACCAGCACAGAGUGGGCAGAACUGCACGUGCCGGAAAAUGCGGUGUCGCCGUCAGUCUGGUCGGCGAGAAGGAUCGAAAUCUGACGAAGAGGAUCGUCAAAAUCGUGUCGAAAGGUGUGAAAUGCAGGAAAAUUGUCGAUUCGGUCAUGGCGAAGAUGCGACAGGAAACCGCCAGAGUCGCAGCCGAAGUGAAGAUCUUGGUCGAGAUGGAGAAGGUCGAGAGGGAGGCGGAGAAACUGUUGAAGAAGCAGCAACAGAACGAGAAGGAAAAGAAGGAGGGGCCGAAGGAGAAGAGGAACUUUAUGGCGAAGCCGAACGAAAAGUCGAAAGAGAAGAUGAAUGUGAAGAAGAAGAAGCGCAAAGAAAAGACGGACGAAGAUUCGCGUUUGCAAAGGACGGCGUUUAUUCAGUCGAAGAUUGCGAAGAGGAAAGGGAAACAAGGGAAAAUCCGAACGGUCGAGGAGACGAAAUCGCAAACGACGUCGGGGAAAAAGAGAAAGUCGAACUUUGGAGAUUUGACGAACGUUUCGCAGAAACAGGUGAAGAAAUUAAGGUACGAAGCGGGCAAGAAGAGGAUGGAAGGAAAGAGAGGCAAGAAGAGUAAGAAAUAGUUUGGGUCGUCGCGAUGUCGCGGCCGUGUGAUUGCGUUGUUGUUAUUCCAUUGUAUAAAUGUUUAAGUUUAAAUAAAUGCAUUCAUCAAUCAA
This is a messenger RNA of Aethina tumida (small hive beetle), 2279 nucleotides long. Its product is annotated as probable ATP-dependent RNA helicase DDX27. Lineage: Eukaryota; Metazoa; Arthropoda; Insecta; Coleoptera; Nitidulidae. The coding region runs from base 90 to 2186 and encodes 698 amino acids. Gene Ontology annotation, molecular function: RNA helicase activity; ATP binding; nucleic acid binding. The transcript has 2 exons. The record is from RefSeq and is a predicted model, not a curated record.